Molecule: messenger RNA, 471 nt
Organism: Haliotis rubra (blacklip abalone)
Lineage: Eukaryota; Metazoa; Mollusca; Gastropoda; Lepetellida; Haliotidae
Exons: 1
Coding region: 1-471 (156 amino acids)
Source: RefSeq, a predicted model, not a curated record
AUGAUCCUCUCGCGGUCGGAUUACUGCAACGGUCUACUGGGUAAUGUGCGUCAGGAUCUUGUCACCAAAUUACAGCGCGUUCAGAAUGCAGCUGCACGGACCAUCACCAGAAGCAGGAAGCGGUCACACAUCACAUCAGUCCUUGUCAAGCUCCACUGGCUGCCGAUCAAAGCAAGGAUCGAAUACAAGAUCUUGUGCAUCACAUACCGCUGUAUCAAAGGCUCAGCUCCAUCCUACCUGACCAACUUGGUGAAAGAGUAUGUUCCUACUCGAUGCUUCAGAUCAGCUAACAACUCACUGCUCUCAAUUCCCACAGCCAAACUAAAAACGUUUGGACAUAGACGCUUCUCUUUCACAUCCGCCUCUCUCUGGAAUGAUCUGCCCUUCUUCAUUAAAAACUCUGGAACACUGUCUACCUUCCAGUCAAACUUGAAAACUUUUCUCUUCCGAAAAUGCCACCCCGAUGCCUAG